This is a messenger RNA of Paramuricea clavata, 550 nucleotides long. NCBI's taxonomy places the organism in Eukaryota, Metazoa, Cnidaria, Anthozoa, Malacalcyonacea, Plexauridae. The record is from the annotation of a GenBank genome assembly.
AUGGAACCACCGGCCCAAACUGGGCUACCUUCUCAAGCAUGCCAAACUAGCCUUUCUAGCAUGUUGCUAACAUUCCGCACGUUAGGUGUUUCUAUUGCCGAGCAUAAAACUGAAGGACCCAGUCUCAUUAUAGAAUUUCUAGGCAUUAUCAUUGACUCACAAAAGAUGGAGGCUCGUCUUCCAUCCGAUAAAUUGAACCGUCUAUUUGUUGAUUUAAAUUCGUGGCACACAAAAAAGUCAGCUACACUCCAAGAGCUCCAAUCACUAAUUAGCACAUUAAAUUUUGCAUGCAAAGUAAUUGCCCCGGGUCGAGCUUUUCUGCAACGUAUCAUAAAUCUAACACGGGGUGUCUCCAAACCACAUCAUCACAUUCGCUUGACGAAUGGUUUUCGCGAAGACGUAAAAAUGUGGCAACUUUUUCUUAAAGACUGGAAUGGGACAAGUCUAUUUCUCAACUCUUUCUGGGAAAAUUCUACAAACCUUUCUCUCUAUACGGAUGCCUCGGGGACCCUUGGUUUUGGGGAAAUUUUUCGCAACCAGUGGUUUCAGG